UUGCGACUACCAAACUGUUUGGACACCUACAAUACAAAUUCAUCUCUGUAUUCUCCGAUCCGGCGACCUCACCGUCUGAACCCCAACCCAAUGGCCGACGAAAACUCCACCACCACCACCACCACCACCGAGGCACCACCGCCGCCCCUCCUACUCCCUAAACUCCCAGACGACAUCGCAGUCCAAUGCAUCGCCAGAGUCCCACUCUCCCACCACCACUCCCUCUCUCUCGUCUCCAAAUCAUGGCUCUCCACCAUCAAAUCCCCUCUCCUCUUCACCACCCGAUCACUUCUCAACUCCACCCAACACAUCCUCUACCUCAGCCUCCGCAUCAACUCCUCCUUCUCCUGGUACUACCUACUCCGUCCUAACCCUAAUAACCCUACUACUACUACUACAAAAAUUCUCUCUCCUCUUCCUCCUAUUCCCUCUCACCCAAUCGGCUCUUCCUUCGCCGUCUUAGGCUCCAAAAUCUAUGUUAUCGGUGGAGCUAUCAACGAUAUUCCAUCCAAUAACAUCUGGGUUUUCGAUUGCCGCUUCAACAAAUGGGAAAUUGGCCCCAAAAUGAGGGUUUGCAGGGAAUUUGCUGCCGCCGGGGCUGUGAAUGGGAAGAUAUAUGUCAUGGGUGGGUGUCUCGUGGAUAAUUGGGCACGAUCAAUGAAUUGGGCAGAGGUUUUCGAUCCGGUUUCUGGGUCGUGGGCGGCUGUGCCCAGCCCAAUUGAUGUUAAAGACAAGUGGAUGCAUGCUAGUGCUGUCAUACAUGAUAAAAUAUAUGCAAUGGCGGAUCGGGGUGGGGUGGUUUAUGAUGUGGUGGCGGGGGAGUGGGGUGAUGUGUCCAGACGGCUCGAUAUGGGGUGGAGGGGACGGGCUGCGGUGGUGGAUGGGGUGUUGUAUUGUUAUGAUUAUUUGGGGAGGAUUAGGGGCUAUGAUAUUGAUGAGGAUGAGUGGAAAGAGUUGAAAGGAGUAGACAAGGGUUUGCCUAAGUUUUUAUGUGGUGCGACGAUGGCAAAUGUGGGAGGGAAGUUGUGUGUGGUUUGGGAAGGGAAGGGGAGUGGUAAAGAGAUGGAGAUUAUGUGUGCGGAGAUUGAGGUUCAGAAGGACAGUUGCGGGGGUUUAAGUGGGUCGAUUUUGUGGUCGGAUGUGAUUCUCGUGGUUCCAAAUAGGUCUUCCAUUGUUCAUUGCGUGGUGGUUGGAUUGUGAGUUUGGUGAUUCACUGGAAAACAUUUAGUUUCGGAAAAAGGAAAGAAAUACAAGUCCUUCUCCUUUCCCUCGAAUGUGGAAAUCCAGAAACAGUGAGGAAGCAGGAGGUAGCAGCUCAAAACUGAUCAAGCUGAGCAUUGAGACCAGCACAAGCUGUUGUGAACAUCUAUUGCUAUGCUUUUGAUUCAGUGGAUGCCUUUUCCAUCAACAGUAAGGGAGGUUGUAGAUAGGUUUUCUUUCUGUUAAAAGGUGAGAAACUUGCUCAACAAACAGUGUUUGGUGAUUUGCUCCAAUGACUAUGAAAGCGUGUAAAGUUGCUCAUCGUUUUUUUGUUUUUUUGUUUUGAAUUAUUAUCAUGACUUGUUGUAAAUGUGUCUCCAACUUUCCAUGUGUUCAAUUUAUCAAUUACCCUGCUAAGUUUAUGCAUUCUGUAGGUACAAUUUCUGUUGUU
Camellia sinensis is the source of this 1651-nucleotide messenger RNA. RefSeq names its product SKP1 interacting partner 6 (gene SKIP6). NCBI's taxonomy places the organism in Eukaryota, Viridiplantae, Streptophyta, Magnoliopsida, Ericales, Theaceae. The record is from RefSeq and is a predicted model, not a curated record. Gene Ontology annotation, molecular function: protein binding.